Molecule: messenger RNA, 1395 nt
Organism: Chaetura pelagica (chimney swift)
Lineage: Eukaryota; Metazoa; Chordata; Aves; Apodiformes; Apodidae
Gene: STK38L
Product: serine/threonine kinase 38 like
Exons: 13
Coding region: 1-1395 (464 amino acids)
Biological process (GO): intracellular signal transduction; peptidyl-serine phosphorylation
Molecular function (GO): protein serine/threonine kinase activity; ATP binding
Source: RefSeq, a predicted model, not a curated record
AUGGCGAUGACUGCAGGGACUACAACAUCCUUUCCCAUGAGUAACCACACCCGGGAGAGAGUGACAGUGGCCAAGCUUACGCUGGAGAACUUCUACAGCAACCUAAUCAUACAGCACGAAGAGAGAGAAACCAGGCAGAAAAAGCUAGAAGUGGCUAUGGAAGAGGAAGGCCUCGCAGACGAGGAGAAAAAACUGCGCAGGUCACAACAUGCUCGCAAGGAAACAGAGUUUCUGCGACUGAAGAGGACUAGGCUUGGCUUGGAUGACUUUGAAUCUUUGAAAGUUAUAGGAAGAGGAGCAUUUGGAGAGGUACGUCUUGUUCAGAAGAAGGAUACAGGUCAUAUUUAUGCAAUGAAGAUACUAAGAAAAGCAGAUAUGCUGGAGAAAGAGCAGGUGGCCCAUAUCCGAGCAGAAAGAGAUAUUUUGGUUGAAGCAGAUGGAGCCUGGGUAGUGAAAAUGUUUUACAGCUUUCAGGAUAAAAGAAAUCUUUACCUCAUCAUGGAAUUCUUACCGGGAGGUGACAUGAUGACCUUACUAAUGAAGAAAGACACCUUAUCAGAAGAGGAGACACAAUUUUACAUUUCUGAAACUGUGCUGGCCAUAGAUGCUAUUCACCAGCUGGGAUUCAUCCACAGAGAUAUUAAACCAGAUAACCUUCUGCUGGAUGCUAAGGGUCAUGUAAAACUGUCUGAUUUUGGGCUAUGCACAGGUUUAAAGAAAGCUCACAGAACAGAGUUCUACAGGAACCUAACACACAACCCACCAAGUGACUUCUCAUUUCAGAAUAUGAAUUCAAAGAGAAAAGCAGAAACAUGGAAGAAGAACAGGCGACAGCUGGCAUAUUCUACUGUUGGAACCCCAGAUUAUAUUGCACCAGAAGUAUUUAUGCAGACUGGGUACAACAAGCUGUGUGACUGGUGGUCCUUAGGAGUGAUUAUGUAUGAAAUGCUAAUAGGGUAUCCACCUUUCUGCUCAGAAACACCACAAGAAACUUAUAGGAAAGUUAUGAACUGGAAAGAAACGUUGGUAUUUCCUCCAGAGGUGCCCAUUUCAGAGAAAGCGAAGGACUUGAUUCUAAGGUUUUGUAUUGACUCAGAAAAUAGAAUUGGUAGUAAUGGAGUAGAGGAAAUCAAAAGUCAUCCGUUUUUUGAAGGAGUGGACUGGGGACAUAUCAGGGAAAGACCAGCUGCAAUCCCCAUAGAAAUCAAAAGUAUUGAUGAUACUUCUAACUUUGAUGAAUUUCCUGAAUCUGAUAUUUUACAGCCAGUGCCAAACACAACGGAACCUGACUACAAAUCCAAAGACUGGGUUUUCCUCAAUUAUACCUACAAGAGGUUUGAAGGGCUCACACAGCGUGGCUCGAUCCCUUCCUACAUGAAAGCUGGGAAGUUGUGA